Messenger RNA from Rana temporaria (common frog), 906 nucleotides. RefSeq lists its product as uncharacterized. The coding region runs from base 127 to 852 and encodes 241 amino acids. The record is from RefSeq and is a predicted model, not a curated record. NCBI's taxonomy places the organism in Eukaryota, Metazoa, Chordata, Amphibia, Anura, Ranidae. The transcript has 5 exons.
ACCAGCAUUUCAUUUCCAUCUCUGUUUCUCCACCCUGUGACUUAUUUCAUAUAAAGCUCAUUGGGAAAAGGUUUGCCGUGGUAAUAUAGCCGUAACGAAUCGUACAGACGGUGGAGUAUCUUUACAAUGAUGUCUGUAGUACAGCUAUGUUUUCUACUAUCAGCGCUUGCAGGAUUCAGUUACUCUAUAAUGUGUAAUUAUUGCACGGCAUAUGAUGAUAUUCCACGCAAUUGCACAUCAACGAUAGAUUGUCCAGCUAAUUAUCGAUGUUCAGCCACGGUUACUGAACACUACAAAGAUUUUUCCAAGGAAAUUAUGGAAACUUCCGUUAUCCAUCGCUGUGUCCCAGAGAGCUAUUGUGAUACCUUUGGAAGUUACAGCCUUCAAACGGAAAGAAAAUGGAUGGGUAUCACCUGCUGUGACACUGACUAUUGUUUCCCGGAUCAACUUGCAGAUAUAAAGACAAACAAUGAGCUCACUGGAGUAACAUGCCCAGUAUGCUCUUCUAAUACUUCUUCCACUUGUGAACCUGAAGGAACUAUGCAAUGUCGAGGAGAAGAAUAUAACUGCAUUCGGAUAUACACUGUAACAAAGUACUAUUAUUACGAGUCUGUUUUUUACAACGGUUAUUAUUAUAUGGGAGGCUCAAAGACUGUGCAGGAGGAGAGUUCCAUUCGAGGUUGUGCCACUGAUUCGUUUUGUGACUUUGGCAGUGAAAUGAUGUUGGGAGAUCAUUCCAGAAUGGAAACAAUAUACAAUUGUACCGAUGGCGCUGAAGAACGUUCUGGCUUCCCCACUACUCUGAUCUUUUGUUGUAUUGCUCAAAUUUUGCUCUAUUUGUUCAUUUUUUAAAAAUUGCACAAAUAUUUUUAACCACUUAACCCCCGAGCCUCUUUCUGAGAUUCG